This is a messenger RNA of Cephus cinctus (wheat stem sawfly), 587 nucleotides long. RefSeq lists its product as uncharacterized. Gene Ontology annotation, molecular function: odorant binding; olfactory receptor activity. Gene Ontology annotation, cellular component: plasma membrane. Lineage: Eukaryota; Metazoa; Arthropoda; Insecta; Hymenoptera; Cephidae. The record is from RefSeq and is a predicted model, not a curated record. Gene Ontology annotation, biological process: detection of chemical stimulus involved in sensory perception of smell; sensory perception of smell. The transcript is spliced from 3 exons.
CAUAAACUUGUUCGAUGGGGGAUGGUGUACUAUCACACCAUAUAACCCUCAUGGGGCUCCAGGGGUUGGUCGUGGAGAUGAAGCUACGCGCACAAACACACUGCACUUUCUUUUAUUAUAUAACAUUGAUUUUUAUAUCCUGCUGCAUCAGUGAAUUUCUAGCGCAAAAGUGUCACGAUAUUGGAGAAGCUGCAUAUAUGAUUGACUGGCAUCAACUUCCAGCAGAAAAAGCAAUGAAUUUGCAAAUGAUUAUGAAUAUAUCUGUACGUCUCGUGUAUCUCACCGCUGGAAAAUUCAUGAAACUGUCCUAAAGAACUUUUAAUGAUACAUUAAAAGCAGCAAUGACAUAUUUAAAUAUUCCACAAGCAUUGACAAUUCGUUCAUAUUUGAUGGUGCCAUUUAUUUAUUGGUCUUAACCUUUUUGAAACAAUUUACAUACAAUUGAAAAUACUGGCUGUACAAAAAGAAUGAUAAAACAAUAAAAUUGAGCUAAAGCAAAUUCAUGGUAUACUUUGUAACGUAUUUUUUUCUUAACUCGACACCGACAGCGAAAAAUCCGAGAACUAACCUAGGUUACCUUCGGCCGU